AUGUCCACCCGCCCCACCGAGGAAGCGCCUAUUAAUCCUCAAGUGGGGAGUAAAUUCUUCUCUGCGCCGCUUGAGAUUCGUCAAAUGAUCUACGGCUACAUCUUUCCUUAUGGAGUCCAUGCAUACCUCCGUCAGGGCAAACUUCACUCAUCAGCAUGCGUUGAGCCUCGCGCAAAUGGUGACUAUGAUGGCGGUGAACGACGUGAUGAGUCGAGUGAUUGGCGUACUCCAGGUCCGAUAUGGUCGCGCCGUCUGCAGUCCUCAUGGGGACCCCAUUGGAAAUGCGAAGAGGUGGCCUUAAGCAUGGGCCGCAGCUGGGAGGCUGCAGGCGACGCAGACAUGGUAAUGCUCCGAGCGUGCAAGAGAAUGUACAUUGAUAUUAUGACCUUUAUAGUCGAUAUAGCAGCCGUCCAUGUGACAGACCUCGAUACGCUUGGCUGCCUUCUUCAAGAAGCAACGACAGUUUCGCCAGGAACGUGGACUGUUUCUGGAUAUCUGGCAACCGCCCUCCCACUGGUUCGGAAUUUGAGCGUCGUUUUAAGGCUUCCUUUGACAACAUGCAAGAUACUAGAGAGCUCCAGUGACCAUGGGAGUGCUCCCACUUCGACAACGAACGCGACUGCCUGGUUUCGAUUAUGUCCCGCAAUAGCUCGACUCAAGAGACUCUUAAGACUCCACAUUUGGUUGGACCACGACGGCGAGUCAUCCUGGUCUGUUGUUAACGAGCGUGCCAUCCUGUCGCCCCUCACCGCGUUAACCGACAUCUCCGGUUUAGACAUUUCCGUUAGCCUCCCUCACCUACAUCACCGAUACGAAACCCCUGAACGCCACUUCGUAAAGCAAUGGCCUUCCCCGCCUUUCACCAUCGAGCGGAGGCUACGGCAGCGAUACCAUGUCGUGGAGACGGACCCUGGCCGGUUCGACGUGAGUUACCAAGCAGAUUUCCCCUAUCUUUAUAAUUACUACCGGGAUUUGUCCGAGGACGAGGUAGAAUAG
Molecule: messenger RNA, 996 nt
Organism: Trematosphaeria pertusa
Lineage: Eukaryota; Fungi; Ascomycota; Dothideomycetes; Pleosporales; Trematosphaeriaceae
Exons: 2
Coding region: 1-996 (331 amino acids)
Source: RefSeq, a predicted model, not a curated record